AUGGGCGAAGAAACGACGCGAGCUGAUGAGGACGUUGAAAUUCUAAAAUGCAUGUACCCCGAGCUUGAGGUUGCUCAGGAAUCUGAACAUUUGAUUGAAGCCAGGUUAGCUUUCACGAUCUUGAGCCUUACGGAGGUGAAUGUGACAUGGGGAUCUAAUGAUUCCCUUGCUCCUGAAAACCGUGAAGUCCGCAUGCCGAAUUUCCCGGGAAAUGAGAUACGGAUUGUGUGCCAGAGGAAGCACUACCCCGAUUUCAAACGUGGACUGCAUUACAGCAUCAAAUCCGAAUGGAUGACGGAAGCAGACAUCAAACGGCUCGAUAGCGAGAUAAGCCAGGAAUUUGCGUGCCAGUGUGAAAGCGAAUCCGACAGCUUUGAUACUAGUUUUCCCUUGCUUAUGAUGCUGUUCGACUUCCUCAUCAACAAUUCUUCGCCAGUGCUGUUUCCUCUUGACGAGUAUAAGUGCGAGACAUGGAAACAAUUCCAAGUCAUUAAAAAACUUAAGGAUGAGAUUUCACAGCUCGAGUUUGAUUCAUUGAAGCUGGACUGUUGCAUAUGUCUCGAGACAAAAAGAGGCGCCGACAUGGUGAAGCUGCCGUGUAAUGAGCACGUUCUCUGUAAAGCGUGUGUGGAAUCAUACUACUCCACCAUGAUAUCGGAGGGUCGAAUCAACAACGUAAGAUGUCCGGAAUGUCCGUAUUCGGAAGUUACUCCUUCAGAUUAUAACAAUUUCAAAGAGCUCAAAGCUGCGCUGAUGACUCCUGUUAUUCCAUUCAAGUUUUUUGAGGGUCUCCUCAGUGCUGGAACCUGUGAAAGAUACGAAAAGUUCUUUUACGAGCAAGCUUUUGCAGCCCUGUACCAAUUUAGUCCCUUCUCUUGCAUAGUGUGUCCCAGAUGUGAGAGUUGGGCACCCAAAGAAGAUGUCGACGACGAAAUGGCGUUAUGCCCAAAGUGCGAAUUUUCGUUCUGCGUUUUCUGCCUUCAUUCCUGGCAUGGGAGCAGAAAUCUUUGCGGCAACUCUUACACGGUUAAAAACGAAAUAGUGGAGGAGUACAGUAGCGAAGACACAGCGCCAGAAAGAAAGCGGGAAAUGGAGAUGAAGUAUGGCCGGAGAACAUUGCAAAUGGCCGCCGCUGAUGCGGUUGCAGAGAAGCUUUUAGAUAUAGCCAUCGCAGAAGAAAGCUCAAAUCUGAAGCGUUGCCCAAGUUGCCGUACUGUCAUCCAGAGGACUGAUGGCUGUAAUAAUAUGAGAUGCACAGUCUGUUUUAACUUCUUUUGCUACUUAUGUGGCGAAGCCCUGGAUAAGUUAGACCCCUAUCAUCACUUUAGCGAGCCCUUAUCUAAAUGUUAUGCGCGCCUCUUUGAAGGCAUGCCCGGCAUUGUGGCUCCACUGUAG
This is a messenger RNA of Lachancea thermotolerans CBS 6340, 1395 nucleotides long. RefSeq names its product RBR-type E3 ubiquitin transferase (gene ITT1). Gene Ontology annotation, biological process: protein polyubiquitination; ubiquitin-dependent protein catabolic process; positive regulation of proteasomal ubiquitin-dependent protein catabolic process. The record is from RefSeq and is a predicted model, not a curated record. The coding region runs from base 1 to 1395 and encodes 464 amino acids. NCBI's taxonomy places the organism in Eukaryota, Fungi, Ascomycota, Saccharomycetes, Saccharomycetales, Saccharomycetaceae. Gene Ontology annotation, molecular function: ubiquitin protein ligase activity; zinc ion binding; ubiquitin conjugating enzyme binding. Gene Ontology annotation, cellular component: ubiquitin ligase complex; cytoplasm. The transcript has a single exon.